AUGACUGGUGGUGUUCACGUCAAAACAGCUGCUGCUGUCCGCACCGCGGUGCUGUGGGUGUCGCUCUGUAUGCUUCUGCAGCACCUGGGCCACCACCCGCAGUUUACGGCAGAAGCGGAGGGAAGUGUUCAAGAUAACAUUGUGAGGUAUUUCUCAUAUCCCCACAGUGUGUUCCAAUUGAAUAACAAUGUCAAUUACGGUAGUUCCGUAGAUGCCUGUCUUGCAUCUGGUGGUUCUCUCGUGAGUGGUCAGUCAACUGCUGCACAAAAUGCUAUUGCAGCCCUUCCGAGGAGUACGCAAAACAUGGGCUACCCUAUUUCACUCACUUACAUGGGUGGGAAUGCAAUCUACAGUACUCAAUAUGGUCCAAGCCCACAGUGCACAGCAGGCGUUCAAGGUGCUUCACUUAAUUGUGUAUACCAUUGGAACAUCGAUCGCUUUGCAACCGGACCAUCAUUUAGUCAUAAAGGUGUUCCAUUUUACCGUGGGUCGCUUUAUUCUCUUCCUGGUGCAGGGCCAAUGAAUGGAUACACACCGUUCUGUCAGGCCAACUACCCUGCACGUGGUAAUCCUUAUUUGGUCUCUCAGUUCAUGUUUACAGAAGGGACACAAGCUACAUGGUAUGAUACCAAGGUUAAUCCAUUUGGAGAUCCCGUACUAGGUGUUUACGGCUUUGUGGUAUGUGAAGUUCAAGAUUCAAUUGCUGGUUCUACUCUUGUUCCCACUGCUACUACUAUUCCUACUACUACUCGGCCACCAACAACAACAACUACUACUACAGACGCACCAACAGAACCGCCGUCAUCGUCGGUCAAUAAGAAUUCGUAUGUCGUUCCUGCUGUCUCUGCACUGGCUUUUCUUGCAUUUUUGUUACUUAUUCUUCUUUGUUGUUGCUGGACUAGAAAUUACUGUUGCUGGGCGAACAAUGAUGAUUCUUAUUUCAUUACUACUAUGAUUAUUCGAGAGUGUUAUGGUGAUAUGUAUCGAGGAAACAAUAAUUCUUCUGCAUACAACUUUGACUACUAUGAAGACACUGUCGAAACCAUGCAACAGCCUCAGUCUACUUAUCAAACUAUGCCUAUGUAUGAGAUGCCUGUGGAACAACCUUUUGAUACCGGAUACCAAUCACGUGCAGAAAGUAAUGUGGAAACGUCACUGAUGCGUAAGCCGUCGAAACGUCAAAGACAACGUGGUCGUACAUCAUCGAAUGUCUUCUCGGAAGUUGAGGUCCCUAAGGGGCAGGAGAUUGAGGAAGGUGGUGAUGAUGCUGCCCUUCAAGAAGUGACCAAGCUACGUCGCGGUGGAAGUGUCAUACAGUGUUCGCAAGAACAGGAUGUUGAAACAAUGGAAUUCUGA
Trypanosoma theileri is the source of this 1356-nucleotide messenger RNA. RefSeq lists its product as uncharacterized. The record is from RefSeq and is a predicted model, not a curated record. The coding region runs from base 1 to 1356 and encodes 451 amino acids. The transcript has a single exon. NCBI's taxonomy places the organism in Eukaryota, Euglenozoa, Kinetoplastea, Trypanosomatida, Trypanosomatidae.